Molecule: messenger RNA, 1248 nt
Organism: Mercenaria mercenaria
Lineage: Eukaryota; Metazoa; Mollusca; Bivalvia; Venerida; Veneridae
Product: neuronal acetylcholine receptor subunit alpha-7-like
Exons: 1
Coding region: 1-1248 (415 amino acids)
Biological process (GO): signal transduction; nervous system process; regulation of membrane potential
Cellular component (GO): synapse; neuron projection; membrane
Molecular function (GO): extracellular ligand-gated monoatomic ion channel activity; transmembrane signaling receptor activity; neurotransmitter receptor activity
Source: RefSeq, a predicted model, not a curated record
AUGACGACACUGAAAAAAAUGUUAUUGACCGGAUAUGAUAAAGACGUGGUUGCAGUUCUAAACCAAUCGCACGUGUUAAACGUCACCGUGAUAUUUUCCUUGUUAGCUAUACCGGAAGUAGAUACCGUAGGUUCUACAAUAAAGCUAUCAGCAUACUUGAAUCUAGCAUGGACUGAUGAGAAACUAACAUGGGAUCCAGCAGAUUAUGGUGGAAUUCAGGAACUAUCUUUACUAGUGGACACAGUAUGGACACCGCCUAUUAUUCUAGGUAAUGGGGUAACUACUAAAACUAUUGCAAACAGCUGGCAUAAGGUGUUGAUCAAUCAUACAGGGGUUUCGCGAGUCGCAUUAAGGGGAACAUUUAAUGGUUUGUGUGGAUUUACAAUGACGUUCUGGCCCUUUGAUAAACAAGCCUGCAACUUAUUUUUCGUUCCUUUAGGAAAUGAAAACAUAAGGUUUAUAUUUCCAUCCAAUCCUAUACAUGAUGACGACUUUAUACCUAUGGGAGAAUGGACAUAUGAACAAAUUACUGCAUCCUAUCAGAAUCGAUUUUAUACCGGGAAUGAUAUUAUUUAUACCGUCAAGAUUAGCCGACAUUCCGCCUUUUACUUACUAACAAUGAUAAUACCGCUAUAUUGUGUGACUUCUCUCGGACUGUUUGUGCUGCUUAUACCAUGUGACACUGGAGAGAGGGUGGGGUUUGGAAUUACCAUUAUGUUAUCAAUGGUUGUUUUCAUGAUGGUCAUCAAGGACGAAGUUCCUAAAACCUCUGAACCUCUACCUUACAUGUGCAUUUACAUUAAUAUUACAGUAUUUGCUGCCUUUAUAGUUAACAUAAUAAACUUCGUCAGUCUGAGCCUGUUCCACAGGAAUGAAGCGCAACCAGUCGGACAAAGGUACAAAUAUCUUGUAAAUUUGGUGUCAAUGUUCAGCGGAAAUAGAACUGUUCAUCCAGAAGUCAAGGCAAGAAAGAACAAAGAUGACAAUAUUACCUGUUUACCUAGCACACCUGAAAAGCAGUUAGAUAAUGUUUUACCAUCAAUGAGGAAAGAAAACCUGGAACCAGUUGAACACGAUUUUAUAUCGGAACCAACUGUAAAACAUGAUAAGAUUGUCACUUGGAAAGACGUCAGUAAUGCAAUUGACAGGAUAACAUUUGUCACUUUGACGCCUUUAGCGAUCUUGGCUACGAUUGCAGGUGUAGUGUAUUUGAAAGCAGCCUCGGUCUAUCCAGAUUGGGCCAACUGA